AUGGGGAUUUUGUCAGAGUUGUUGAUGGGGAUUGAAGCGGAAGCCAUUGUUGCAUCUCUGAAACCAUAUCCAAUUACAAAAAAAGCAGCAACUAAACAAAACCUAUUCUCUCUCCUCUUUCGUUCCUCAAAAGAGCUAUCGAGAUUAAGGAACUUGAAGGAUUUACAUUUACAUUUACAUUUUGAGGGGUCAAUUCCUAAGGAGGUAGGCCUACUUUCUUCACUUGAAUUACCGACCUUGGGUGACAAUAUGCUCCAUGGAAGCAUACCCUCAGCUUUGGGAACCUUGCAGCAUCUUAAGCAACUCAAUUUGAAUAAUAACCAACUUAAUGGGAGCAUCCCUCCAUCUUUGUGCACCCUGCCAUUUCUGGAGAACCUUGAACUGAAUGAUAGUGAAUCGGAAGGAACCAUACCCUCUUGUUUAGGCAACUUCACCCACAUUCAUCAACUAUCGCUAAAUGGCAAUGAACUUGUAGGCAGCAUACCUCCAACACUCGGCAACCUCUCUGCUCUUCAAUGCCUUAGCCUCAUCUUUAAUCACUUAGGGGGUUCCAUCCCCCAGGAGCUCGGCCGUCUUCAUUCGUUGGAAUCAUUGUAUCGCAUUGAUAAUGAUUUAUUGGGUAAUUUCUCAUUCUCCACCUUCUCAAACCUAUCUAAACUCACAGAGUCUCCCUUUCUGAUAACACUAACCUGA
Amborella trichopoda is the source of this 693-nucleotide messenger RNA. Lineage: Eukaryota; Viridiplantae; Streptophyta; Magnoliopsida; Amborellales; Amborellaceae. The record is from RefSeq and is a predicted model, not a curated record.